CGUCGUUCCCUUUCCCCCCGCUGGCUGCCUGACCGGCCGCUCGAAAGAUGUUCCGAAUUGGGUUAAAAUUCCCGUGCAACGGUCUAAAUCGGAUUAAAGAACACGGCUGCUCCAGGCUUUACCUGACCGCCAGAUACUACGAGACGCGGCCGCGACUCGGACCGAACGGCAGGCUGUGCAAGGAUGUUAGACUCACGUCCAGAUUUACCGGACCUAAGUAUUCGACUGCACCGCCAAGAAGUGAAAAGAGCAGAGGAUCAGGAACGUUGAUAACUCUAGGAGCAGUGACAAUUGGAACUUUAGGAAUACUAACGUACGCUAAGAACAAUCCGGAAUUCCGUGCUACAUUGGAAGGAUGGGUUCCUGGCACGGACAAAGCCGUUCGAGUCGUCUUUCAAGAGGAUUCCAGCUACUUCAACCUCAUAUUAACGUUCUUCGCAACAUUGAAGCAGACGAUAAUGGAUAUGUUCUUCAAAGACGGACCGGAACCAGAACCAGCGCCCAAGCCAGUUUUCAAGCCGUUAGUCGAGAAGAAGGAAGCACCUAAUCAUGUCGAGAUUCAUCAUAUUAGCAAAGAGGACAAGAAAGUUGAUGUCGUGGUCGAGAAACCAGCACCGUCCCCCAAAAAUAUACUCAAAGAGGUGAUGUCGCAAAGCUUGGCCGACCUAGAAACCUCUUGUGGCGAAACUGCUUCGAAAGCCAUCGCAGCCUAUCGCAAGGCAACGUGUGCAGUUGAAGAGUACAAUCGUGACGUGGUCGAAGUGGUCGAGAGCGCCGGCAGUGCGAUAAGCGGAAGCGUUUGGCAGAGAUUAAAAGAAGCGACGGAGAGGAAGAAAGAAGCGGUGCGUCAAGCGGAGGAGCACGCGAGAGCAGCGUCGGAUUCCCUCAAGCGCAUGUACAACCUGAUCGACGAGCCUGCGCUGGACGCGCCCGCUGACGUAAAAUCCGCCGCACGACGGAACGUCAAGAAGAUUCUGGAGGACGUGGAGGAGGCCAAGAGGAGGUAUAACGAGGAGACGCAGAACAGUAACGUCACGGAGCGCUACUGGAAGCAGAUUAAAACGGCGCGGGAAAACUUCAACGAGGAAUUGCAAAUCCUCUUUCCCAGUAUAAAUAUUCACGAGAAGAGGUUGUCCGUCAACGAGGAGGCGUUCGAUUUAUUCGUGCUGCAUAUGUAUCACAAGGUCAACAACCUGCAGCAGGAAUUGGAGAAACUAAGGACAGUCAACGAAACCAAGAUAAAAUCAGCCCUGAGAGCAUUCGGUGAAAAUGCAGACGAAGAAAAAUUGGAAGCACUGGUGUCUCUCGCGGUAAACCGGGAGACGCUCAUUCUGCAGGAGAAUCAGGAGAAGAAGUUGUUGGCGGAGCAGAAGAAGUUCGACGAGGAGCUGCGACGGCAGCUGAAAUUGCAGUCGGAGAUACACGCCGAUCAUCUUCAAGAAGCACUUUCGGUCAAAGAGCAGGAAACGCAGAGGAAGCUGCAUCGCUCGCUCAGCGAGCAAGCCGAGGCCGAGUCCAUAAAGCACAAGACGCAACUCGCUGCGGUAGUGGGAAAGUUACACGCUCUCUCAGCGGCACUUAAAGCCCGCAUAGAGGAGGAGAAGGGUGUAUCGAACGCGCAGAUUCUCUGGUCGGCCUGUCAAGCCCUGGCCAGAGCGGUGAAAAUCGGACCACUGGGUACACCUAUAGACAAAGUGAUCAGACCAUUAGAACCUGAAAUUAACGCAGUUUCCAAGGCAGCACCGAAGGACGAUCCUCUGGUGUGCGCCGCUAUUCGAGGCAUUCCCGAAGAAGCUGCCAAGAGAGGAGUGUUCCCGGAAGAUGCCCUGCGCGAGAGAUUCCUCAAGGUAGAGAGCGUGGCGAGAAGAUUAGCCAUGGUGCCAGAGGAGGGUGCGUCUUUGCCUGUGUAUCUGCUUAGCUAUCUUCAAAGUUUCUUCAUCAUCAGAACGGCCGAUCCAAUUCCAAAGAGCGAGCUCGAAGACCAGCCAAUUGAUGUGAACUCGCUGAAUACGUACGACAUACUUUACCGCGCCAGGUACUGGCUGGAUCGCGGGGACUUCGAGAUGGUCCUGCGAUACAUGAAUCUACUGAAGGGCGCGCCCAGAAGCGUCGCCCGGGAUUGGAUGAACGAGGCCAGGAUCCUGCUAGAGACGCAGUUGGCGGUAGACACCCUUCUGGCGCACGCAGGUGCGACCGGUCUCUUGUAUCUCGGUGCUGGAGGUUCGCCCAAGCAGAAGUAAAGCGAGCACAACAGACAGAGAAGACUGUUCCAAACCACACAACGGAGGCGUCCACGGAAGAGCGGGAAGCGUCGACGAACGGGGAGGGGGAAUGAGGAAGAGACGGAGCCGAUGGAUGGAUAUCCGGGUGGUGGUGGUAGUAGAAGGAACGCGGGAAGGAAAAGUAUGCAGAAAGAAAGCAAAACCGAAACCGCUGCCAGCCUUGUAUAGCGAACAUUGUCUUUUCUAGCAAUUAAAAGAUAGGAUUGGUGUGCCGGGUGAAACGAA
This is a messenger RNA of Dinoponera quadriceps, 2507 nucleotides long. It is a transcript of the gene Mitofilin, whose product is annotated as MICOS complex subunit Mic60. Bases 48 to 2240 code for a protein of 730 amino acids. The record is from RefSeq and is a predicted model, not a curated record. Gene Ontology annotation, cellular component: MICOS complex. Gene Ontology annotation, biological process: cristae formation. Lineage: Eukaryota; Metazoa; Arthropoda; Insecta; Hymenoptera; Formicidae. The transcript has 15 exons.